AUGGCGUGGCCACCGCGCGCACUAGUCUUGCUCUUCCUCGUCGUCCUGGCCGGUCCCAUCUCGUCGGCGGCAGGGGCGAAGCGGCACGCGAUCCCGGACGACCUCCGCGACGUGGUGGACGACGAGGAGGACGAGGACUGGCGGCACUGGGGCGCCCCCGCGAAACUCCCUGACCGGCCUAAUCCGCCGCCGGACCUGUCGCGGAUGGAUCCCGCCGCGCUCCGGGCCGAGCUGCUCCGUGGCGGCCAGGCCGGGCCCUCGCUCGGCUUCGUCAAGCUCCGGCUCGGCGUCCGCCGGUCCCAGGAGGACGUCAUGGGGAUCGCCACGCGGUGGACCAAAGUGCUGCGGACCGGAUCGGUGGCCGCCAAGUUCGUGGCCGUCGAUUUCGGGACGCUCAUGUUCACCAUGGAAAGAGGCCGAGACUUACGCGAGUUCAAGGAGUUCAUCUUGGGGCAGCCAGAGGCCUACGAGUUCAAGAUCGGGGACCAAGUUUUCCGGCGACCUGGAGACCCACCAUUGGAGCAGGUCAUCGAGACGCUACGGAAGGAGAAGAUGAAUAAGUCUGAAGACGAACUCUAGGGUCAGCUAUUAGCUCCUGGAGUCCUGGGUGCAGUUCCUGUGACACGCAAAUUCCUUUGUUGUGCUUUCGUAGAUUCUGUAGAUCCUAAUGAUCUUUUGCAGUUCCGUGCGGGUAGCAGCUACCGACCAAUAAGUGCAGGAUAGAUGCUGCUAAUUCUUCAGAACUCGACACGAUCAGAACUCAUAAGUGACCCUCUUUGUCGCAGAGAUGUAUAGAUCAAACUUCCUACUAGUAUAAGAUUGCAAGCGUUCGCCCUGUGGUCUGUGGAAUUAAUCAGUGAAGUAGAGUAAUAACUGUGUUCCUUGAGAGUUAUCAGUCUCGUCUUUGUCAGACAAAAUUACAAUCUUCGCUCCUUGCCU
Lolium rigidum is the source of this 939-nucleotide messenger RNA. RefSeq lists its product as uncharacterized. The transcript has 2 exons. The record is from RefSeq and is a predicted model, not a curated record. Bases 1 to 579 code for a protein of 192 amino acids. Lineage: Eukaryota; Viridiplantae; Streptophyta; Magnoliopsida; Poales; Poaceae.